UGUUUCCUGUGUGUGAUUUGUGUGAAUCAGUCAAAUUGAGUUGACGUUUGUCUCGACUAUAGAUUAUUUUACAAAAGUUUUUGAUAAAGUAAAAUUAAAUAACAAGAGUUUACAAAGUGCCAACUCCAACUUGUUGCCAAGUUCAUUUUAUUCUGCAACAAGAACGUAAUAUUUGCUUACAAAGAAAAGUAUAUUACUGUACUGAGUGAUCUUAGUUUCAAGGUGUUAAAUUAAUCAUCAAUUUAUUAAGUUCCUAGCAGUGCGUUGUGAAAAAGUAUAAAAAAUGACACUAUCAGAAUAUGCUCAAUUAAAACAAUACAUAAUCUUCUCAGUGGGAACAAAUGAAAGACACAGUGAAAUAAUAAGUUCAAUGAAAGAAUUUUUUAGGGAUUCUAUUAAUUCUGUGAGGAAGUUUGAACAAAUUAACAACAUAAAUCAGCUAUUGAAAAUUUUAGAAAUACGAGACGUAUUGUCUGAAGAUAAUGUAGAAUGUCUGAAGAAUAUUGCAAUGAAACUUCCAAACUCUAACGAUGUGCUAAAGAAAAUAGCAGACUAUGAAAAAGAACAUGUUCCCAGGGAAUAUGUAAACUAUUAUGUUGCGAAACCACAAGAUCUCAAGAAAAAAGAAUCUGAAGACAGCUAUAUUAGUACCAGUCCAUUAUCAAAUAUGAGUGAAAGAAAGAAACAGAGAAUUUUUGAUACAAUUACUCAAGAAAUUGGUAGUUUCUGGCGUGAUCUUGCCAGGAAUUUGCAAAUACGAGAAUGGGUGAUUGACGAAAUUGAUUUUCAAAACCAAACUCUUCAUGUGAAGGCUACAAAACUACUGAAAGAAUAUGAUUCUAAAGCUGAUCCACAAAGAUGGUUUUUCAUUCUAUGUGAGGCAUUAGAAAAAAGCCGUAGAAAGGAUCUAGUGAGAUCUAUUCAGAAUAUCAUGGCAAUGAAUAUUUGACAAACAAUUUAAUUGUUUCUGUCUCUCUUUAUGGCAUAAAUGUAAGUUAAAUAAUAAUAAAAUAGAAAAGUCAAUGUUAAGGGUCUUGGAUAUUUGAAUUAUUAGUCAUAUAAGAUCCCCAUGAAUGACCUACUACAACAUCUUUACAUUGCUUGUACACUUAACUUGUUUCAUUCCCAUAUAACUAUGUAUACAGUUUAUGCCAUUUAGCUACUAGCACAGUUGAGAACUAUAUAAAGUGACAAAUACAUAAUUAUCAAAUAAUAAGUUAUCAUCAUUUUGUGAAAUAAAAGAUUAUAUUUUGAAAAUAAGUUUAUUCAGUGUAACAAAGCACUUUAUGAACUCCUAACAAAAACAUUGUAUAGGUAGGUACAUAAUAAUGAAAUAGCAUAUUGAAUAUAAAAAUAUUUGUACUUAAAAAUAAGGUUUAGAAAUUUGAUUUCAACCAUAAUUUUAAAUAUUUAGUAAAAUUGUAUAAAAAUAGUACUUUAACAUCCAUAGCAACAUAUAUACUUAGUUGAUUAAUACAUGGAAUGUAAUUUGGAAGACA
Molecule: messenger RNA, 1499 nt
Organism: Spodoptera frugiperda (fall armyworm)
Lineage: Eukaryota; Metazoa; Arthropoda; Insecta; Lepidoptera; Noctuidae
Gene: Fadd
Product: fas-associated death domain protein
Exons: 2
Coding region: 284-949 (221 amino acids)
Biological process (GO): signal transduction; regulation of apoptotic process
Molecular function (GO): protein binding
Source: RefSeq, a predicted model, not a curated record